UAAAAAAUGACGCAAUGAUUCAAAAUGUCUCUCACAAUGUUUUUUUUUAGCAACCUCACUGUGAUAUAGCCAGACUUUAUGGUGCUAGUGAUCACAGCUUUGAUGUAUUGCUACGAACUAAUGCCUUUCUUUUCUACCAUUACAUUUUAUUUCUGUUUAUUUUUGACGUGUGAUCUAAUAGGUAGAAACUGUAACAUGGCAGCUCUUGAACUGCAUGCAUACCAGAAGGAAGUGGCUGAGAGGGCUUUUCACAAGGAAAACAUCAUCAUUUGGUUGCCGACAGGAGGUGGAAAGACACGAGCUGCUGUCUAUGUUGCUAAAAGACACCUGGAGACCACGCCAAAGGCAAAGGUGGUGGUCCUGGUGAACACGGUUCCCCUUGUAGAUCAACAUUAUAAAAACGAGUUCAAACCUCACCUUGGCCACGAUUACACCGUGUUGCCGGUCAGUGGAGAGACAGCGGAGAAGGACUUCUUUGGGAUAGUGGUGCAAGAAAAGGACGUGGUCAUCUGCACAGCACAGAUUUUGUAUAAUGCUCUAAUAAACAAGGAGGAGGGCAAACAUGUUGAGCUCUCAGAUAUUACUCUACUGAUAAUCGAUGAGUGUCAUCACACCCACAAGGAAGCAGUCUACAACAAAGUGAUGACAUGCUACUUGGAGAAAAAACUAAAAGGAGAGAAACCUUUGCCACAGAUCCUGGGUCUCACUGCAUCACCGGGGACAGGGGGCGCAAAGGACUUUGAAAAAGCUGUGGAGCACGUACUGCAGAUUUGUGCCAACCUUGACUCAGCCAUAGUUUCAACUAAAAACUAUCUCUCCGAGCUGAAAGAGAAAGUACCAAAGCCCAUCAAGAAGUUUGCCAUUGUGGACGAAAGACCUGAGGAUCCAUUCGGUGAUCACCUGAAGUCCAUGAUGCAGAUGAUCCAUGAGUACAUGAUCCUUCCUCCGAACUUCAGAUUGAGACAGUUGGGCACUCAAGAGUAUGAAUCAGAUGUGGUGGAACUCGAGAAGAUAGGAGUCAAAAAUGAGAACAGACUACUAGCACAAUGUGCACUUCACCUCCGACGGUACAACGAUGCCCUUCUCAUCAACGACACGCUGCGGAUGAUAGAUGCUUAUCGCUCCCUGGAGGAGUUCUACAGCAAAUUCACCAGAGAGAUUGAUGGAACAGAUGUCUUCCUGGUGGGGCUUUUCCAAGAGAAUAAGGUGACUCUGAAGAUAUUGGCUGAAGAUUCUUGCUAUGCGAACCCAAAGAUGGACAAAUUAAAGAGCACUCUGCUAGAGCAGUUUGGUCCAAGUGAAAAUUCAAAGGGGAUCCUUUUCAGCCAAACCCGUAAAAGCACCCACUGCCUGAACGACUGGAUCCUCAACGAUAAAAACUUUAAGGAAGCGGGUAUCAAGCCAGCCAUCCUCACUGGUGCUGGCAAUGGUAUCACUUACAUGACAUUGAACGAGCAGUCAGAAACAAUCCGCAAUUUUCGCCUAGGUGCUGUCAACCUCCUGAUCUCCACCAGUGUGGCUGAAGAAGGCCUCGACAUCCCUGAAUGCAACCUGGUGGUACGCUACGGACUGCUAACAAAUGAGAUUGCCCAGCAGCAGGCCAGGGGACGUGCCCGGGCAAAAGACAGCCUGUAUUCAGUGGUCGCCAAGAAAGGGGGGCGGGAAGAGCGGCGAGAGCACACCAAUGAAUAUCUGGAAGAGCUGACUUCAAAAGCUAUUGCUAAGGUCCAAGAGAUGAGCCCCCAAGAAUUUUACAAAAAGAUAGCUGCACUACAAAAGGAGGCAGCUACUUCCAGAAAAGUUGCAGAGAAACGCAAAAUGGAGAAGAGGAGUCGCUACACUGCUGCUAGUGUCAACCUCGUGUGUCGAAGCUGUUUCACCUCUGUGGCCCCAGCCAGUGACCUCAGACUCCUUGAGGGUGUGCACUAUGUCAACGUCAACCCAGACUUUGAGAAAAACUACAAAGUCGGUGGGCAGGUGGUGCUAGAAAAGACGUUUGAGGACUGGGAGCCUGGGCGUAAGAUCAGUUGCAGAAAAUGCGACAAGGACUGGGGAUUUGAGAUGAAGUACAAGGGGGAUGCCCUGCUGCCCAAUCUAAGCAUUAAGAAUUUAGCCCUGGAUACCCCCGAGGAGGGCAGGCUCACUUUGAAAAAGUGGAAGGAUAUCCCUUUCACUGUGGAGGACUUCAGCUUAGUAGAAUACUGCAAUGAGAACUGCCCUGACAUGUUAGAUGAUUGAGACAACAACAGGAGAGUGCUCUACUAAACAUGUUAUUUUUUUAUCAGUUUUUAAUUACCAUCUUUUGGUGUUAGAUGGGCUGUGCUCAGUUAGAGUGAGCAUCAUUGUAUUGUUGGAGGUGCCUUUACAUGGACACUGGCUUUUUCUUAAGACUCGCUUCUCACAUUGCAUUAACUUAUGCUGCCAGGCGAGUGAGGCAGCAGUGUGCUAAAACCCAUUAUGCAUCGAUCAUGCUUGAAAUUAGCAUGAAAGCUUUGUUUAUGCCCAGGGUCCUUACCCCCUUUGCAUGAAUUUCCUCUGCUUUGUCUCAAGUCAAGUACAGAAAAAGCACACAAUGAACUCUGCUGUAACAUAAACGUUAACCAUCCAGAGCACUUGACAUGUCAAAGAGGAUUCCUUAUGAAUUCUCUUUUUGAAAUUCAAAACCUUUUUAAAUGACAGCUAUUUGUUCACAGCUGUUGCUGUAGAAUAUAUAUGUAAGUUUGUUGUAUAAAGAUAUUGUGGUGUACUGAUUAUCUCAAAUAAUUACUGAUUUGAAAGAUAACAUUUAUAUUGGUUGAUUUGGUUGUGUUUCUGUAUUCUAUUUAUUGAAUAACAACAAAUUAUGAUCAUUUUUUGUGAAGUAAAAUUACAUUAGCGAUGACAUUUUAAUAAACCUUCUUGAAAUGA
Eleginops maclovinus (Patagonian blennie) is the source of this 2907-nucleotide messenger RNA. RefSeq names its product DEXH (Asp-Glu-X-His) box polypeptide 58 (gene dhx58). The transcript is spliced from 11 exons. Gene Ontology annotation, molecular function: hydrolase activity; ATP binding; double-stranded RNA binding. The record is from RefSeq and is a predicted model, not a curated record. NCBI's taxonomy places the organism in Eukaryota, Metazoa, Chordata, Actinopteri, Perciformes, Eleginopidae. The coding region runs from base 79 to 2238 and encodes 719 amino acids. Gene Ontology annotation, cellular component: cytoplasm. Gene Ontology annotation, biological process: negative regulation of RIG-I signaling pathway; cytoplasmic pattern recognition receptor signaling pathway; antiviral innate immune response.